CUCCCAGGCUAUCCACGUAGGAUGACAGGUCACAAAUUCGAGUGAUAUUGUUGCGCCACGUAUGAAACGCAACGUUUCAUUUAUUAUGUAUUGUAAUGGGCUUCGUGGAUUUUAAACAUAACGCGUGACUUUGUGGCCUUUUAACGCUACGGCUGCGUUCUAAUUCACUCCUCUUCAACGGCGGUGCAGUGACGCCUGAGCUUCAUCUCAGUUUCUGAAACAGUCCGAUUGAUGGCUUUUUCAUGUUUAAUUCCAUUAAUCCAUUCACCCACGACGAUGAAUUCAAUGCGUGGUUUAGAUCUGCAAGGCGAUGUGUUUUCGAGUAUAAAUAGGUCAGUGUUUAUCUUCUUGGAAUCACCAUCUCUUCAUAUCUCUUACUAUCUCCGAUUUUCAUAUUUUACAGUCUUAGUUCAUCUCACUCUUUCCAAAAAGGCUCCGACGAGAUCUCCGGUGACUAAUGGGAACUCCACGCCGAAUAGAUUCUUCAAACGGCUGUUCCGUCCUCCGUCUCCGGCUAAAUGCAUCGUCGCGAGACAGCACGUCUCCUCCGUGAAGCGGAAUGAGGCAGCGUGGGUUUGGAUAAGAGAUUUGAUUCUCCAAGAGUUUAAGAAAAGAUCUCCGGUCAAUCUCCCUACCAAGAGUUGGUUUUAAAGGUUUUGCUUGCCAAUGAGUGACGUUCCAUACAUAUUUCCAUUGUAUAGGGAAAAAAAUUAUUGAGUAUCUUUCUUUAUUUAUGUUCUAUGAAUCUUUUAUGUCAUAAGCGUUCUAUGAUGGUUGAUGUUUUUGAUUUUGAUAUUGGCAGGUGAGCCACGAAGCCGUUUGCUUCAUAGUGGAUGGAGCGUGUUUGUUUCAUUGAUGUGAAGUAUCUAAUUUUUCUAUAGAGGCGAGGAUGUGGAAUCACUUGAGAAAGUAUUAAAAAGGACGAAUUAAGUAGGAGGGAAGAUUCAAUGCAGAAAAUGUAUCGAUGGAUCAGUUGCAGUCACCAAUUUAUAUUAACAUGAACAGGGGAGGAGCUUGAUAUUUUUGUAAACGAUGGAGGCUGCAUCAUGGAGAAUCGGGGAUGGUCUCUCAAGUGGCAUCUGGAGCUAUACAGUGUUUUAUAAUUAAUCCAACUCUCAGGCCAGAUUUUUUUUGAUCAAUCUCAUAAAAAAAUUUAUGUAUUUUUCUCUGUUUUUCAAUAAAUGUUGAGAGCUUUGCAAAUCUGUCAAGAACACUUAGCAAUUGUAAAGGAGAGUCCUUUUAUUCA
Molecule: messenger RNA, 1246 nt
Organism: Brassica napus (rape)
Lineage: Eukaryota; Viridiplantae; Streptophyta; Magnoliopsida; Brassicales; Brassicaceae
Exons: 2
Coding region: 232-651 (139 amino acids)
Source: RefSeq, a predicted model, not a curated record